AUGGCAUCCCCAUAUAACGGCUACACGCAUGACCCCGUCCAACGUGCUCCUUCUCCAUACCAGCCCCAAUACGGCCCUGACCCAACUCAAGGGACUCCGUCGCCAUACACGCCGUCGUCGUAUGAGCAGGGCUCCUCAUAUGGCUACUACGACCAGCACCCUCAGGCUAAUGGCCAAGCCUACAACAACCAAGGUGAUCAACAGUACAACGGAAGCCAGCCCCAAUAUGACGGACCCCUGGUGCCGCAGACCUCCCAUGGUUUCAUUGGCACGGUCGGUGGAGCUAUCAUGGGGUCGUUGACCGAAGACUGGGCCAAGAGAAAGAAGCCGCUCUGUGGAAGGCCAACUACUCCGACAUGUGUGCCGCAGCAACCUGCUUGCCCACCAGCUGGACCGGUGUUCAUGGCAGGGACCGCCGCCGGUGUACCCCCAGACCCAUCCGGGGAAGCCAUGUGGACAUCAGCAACAUUGUGGAUGCAGCUUCUUUGGGAAGCAUUGAUCGAAGCAUUGAUCGAAGUAUUGUCAGGCAACGUGGUGCAGUGA
Molecule: messenger RNA, 543 nt
Organism: Exophiala oligosperma
Lineage: Eukaryota; Fungi; Ascomycota; Eurotiomycetes; Chaetothyriales; Herpotrichiellaceae
Exons: 4
Coding region: 1-543 (180 amino acids)
Source: RefSeq, a predicted model, not a curated record